Molecule: messenger RNA, 1097 nt
Organism: Eurytemora carolleeae
Lineage: Eukaryota; Metazoa; Arthropoda; Copepoda; Calanoida; Temoridae
Exons: 13
Coding region: 102-1097 (331 amino acids)
Source: RefSeq, a predicted model, not a curated record
AAAUUAGAUGGCACACAAGUGUAAAGAAUUUAUUAAAAAGACUGAAUGACAGAAGAGCAGACAUGAGACUACAAAGAGGAUAAAAGAGCACUGAGUAUCCAAUGGAAGAACAAAGCGUAUCAAUGGGUUGGAUUCUGAUUCUUCUAUUUCUUCUCAUCUCGUCUCGGAGCUGUGAAGAAUCCUCCGCCAAAACCUGCUGCCAGAUGUCUGAUUCCACUAGUCCGAUAUGCACUUCAAACUCAACCUGUGUUAUUAAGUUUUCUGAUUCUAAUCUACUUGCCACUAGCAAGCACUGUAGUGUCAUUCAGGACACUAAGUUUGAAAAUACCAACAGAAGUGAUACUAUAAAGGUGGAUUGUAUUCGAAGCAACUUUGAUGUGAGACAGAGAUUUGAGGAGACAGACACACUUCCCUUUCAUAUUGAACUUUUUAACAUGGAGAAAGAUGGGGAAUCAUUUAUAGGAUUUGAUGUUCGUUUGCAUUAUAUGGAAUUUGUUCGAGCAAGAUUUAGAUUAAUGAAUCUGCAUCAUUGUAAAAGUCCUUUUGGUGAUAUAUCUCCAGAAUGUAAUCCACGAUGUGUUAAACUAACCAAGAAUGAUAAGUUGGAUAAUCAGGCAUUUUUGUCUUACGACUGUGAAAGUGGAUUUACUCAAGACCUUUCAGGACAUAUACAACCAUCUACAGGAGAUACUUACUUAUUCAGUAUGUGUAUGACAGAUUCUGGUGAGGGCCAGACCUGUGGAGAAUACUGGUUUCUGGUACCACCAGACACUACAGUACUAGAUACAUCUAGACCAGAUCAUCAGGUUCUGCUGUUGGUUGACAGGACGGAGUACGACCAGAACACUGAGGUAGUUGUGUACAUACCUGCCAGUCAUGUCAUCAAACAUGAUGCUGAUAUGCUCAGUGUUCAACUUCUCCAUGACAGUGCUGAACCAAUGGUUGAAGAUCCUUUUGUUGGAGAGGGAUGUUGGCACAACAAAUCUACUGCUGCAGUUAUCCAUGUUCAGAAUAUUACAUUUAACAAAUUCCCAGGACACAAUAUCAGAGGUGUUUUGAAAAUAAGGAGUUUUGGAACUAUGGGUGUUCAAAUUUAA